Lactuca virosa is the source of this 2000-nucleotide messenger RNA. The record is from the annotation of a GenBank genome assembly. Lineage: Eukaryota; Viridiplantae; Streptophyta; Magnoliopsida; Asterales; Asteraceae.
UAGCUUAUAUAUUUAUUUAUAUUCGUAUUAAAUCCCAGGUUGCCAUAUUAGUGAUUACAGACUCUAAUCUUUCUUCAAAUACAAUACAUAUAUCAUAUCAUAUGUGUAUAUAUAAUACCAAAGAUCGAUGAUGUAUCGGUUUCUGAUCAUCCUCCUUUGUUUAUGUACUGCAAAUUUAACGUCAACAAAGAGAAUCGAGUAUCUUCCGGGUUUUGAAGGACCUGUUCCGUUCCAUCUCGAAACAGGGUAUGUGGGAGUGGAUGUGAAUGAGGAUGUUCAACUGUUUUACUACUUCAUUCAUUCUGAGUCAAAUCCCAAAGAUGAUCCUCUCUUGCUUUGGCUUACCGGUGGCCCCGGUUGUUCUUCAAUCUCCGGCUCCUUCUGCAGAUCGGUCCAAUUGAGUUUCGCGCGAUGCCUUACAAUGGAAGCUUGCCCACCUUGAUUCCGAGACUAUAUUCAUGGACCAAGAUGACAAACAUAAUUUUCUUAGAUAUUCCGGUAGGUACAGGGUUUUCUUACGUAAAAUCGACACGUGACGUUCAUUCUACCGACAUCCAAUAUUUUGACCAUGCCUACGAAUUUAUGAGAAAGUGGUUUAAGCGUAAUCCAGAGUUCACUUCCAACCCAUUCUAUGUUGCCGGAGACUCGUACUCUGGAAUACCUGUCCCCGUAAUCACGCAACUAAUAUCAAAUGGAAAUGUCGCUGGAACUAAGCCUUACAUUAAUCUCAAGGGUUACAUACUCGGGAACCCUAUUACUUUCCCUGCUAACAAUUACCAAAUCCGAUUUGCAAAUGGUAUGGGACUUAUUUCAGAUGAGCUCUAUAAGUCAUUGUUACAAAGUUGUCAUGGAGAAUAUCAAUUAGGUUAUAUAGACCCAAACAACGUAGAGUGUCUUCGAAACCUUGAGUUAUACCAGGAGUGUAUUAAUGGUAUUGAAAAGGAAGACGUGUUAGAACCGUAUUGCAGUGCAACCGUUUCGCCUAUAGAACUGCCUAGCCAAAUACGAUCUAAAGAGCGUCGGCCUCUUUCUGCAUCUUAUUGUCAAUAUGAUCCAAAAGAUCUAGUUAAUUAUUGGGUGAAUGAUGAUGACGUCAAAGAAGCAUUGCAUAUCCGAAAGGGAAGCAUAGGAAAUUGGAUAAGAUGCAACCGUGAUUUUUUAAAUUUCACACAACAACAUUAUAUGAUGUAGACCUUAUCAUCUCAACCUUAGUAGCAAGGAUUACCGCUCACUCAUAUACAGGUUCUCUUCGUUUUACAAACAUAUUAUAUGGAUUCAUUUGAUCUUGGGAUUGAAAUUUGGUAAUAAUUUGGCACAGUGGGAUCAUGAUAUGCAAGUUCCCCAUCAGUCGACUCAAGCAUGGAUAAAGACCUUGAUUACAAUGUCACCGAUCAAUGGCGCUCAUGGAAGCAUCAAGGUCAAAUCGUCGGGUAAUGUAUCAUGUUUCAUGUUGUUAUUAGUCAUGCCAUAACAUGAUACCAAAUCUAUUGAAGUUAGAUUGUCAUGUUUGUCAUGUUUUGUACAGGUAUACAAGAGUUAUUCGAAUAGGAUGACAUUUGCUACUGUGAAGGGUGCAGGGCACAUCGCAACUGUAUAUAAAACCGAAGAAUGUUUUAUGAUGUUAAGAGGUGGAUUGACUAUCGACCACUGUAACCAAAAAUACCGGUUGCAUAGCCUAUAGGGAACUAAAGAGAUUACAUAGCACUAAUAAUAUCCAGAAACCAAUUUGGGGGCUUUUGUGGACUUUCUUGGCCAACAAGCUAAACGACGACCAUUUUUGAGUCAGAAGAAAGGACUAUACGACAGAGAUGUGUGAUUAAGGAGAAAAAUAAGUUUUUUUUUUUUUUUUUUUUUUUUUUUUUUUUUUUUUUUUUUUUUUUUUUAUAAAUAUUUGAUGGGAUCGGACAUUCCUUGAAGCAAUAUUGGAUAAAAAGGAAGAAAAAGACAUUAAUGUCUUGUGUAUAAAUGAGAGAUUGACAUCAAAUCGUGUUUGUUGUUCC